Messenger RNA from Aureobasidium uvarum, 1545 nucleotides. The record is from the annotation of a GenBank genome assembly. NCBI's taxonomy places the organism in Eukaryota, Fungi, Ascomycota, Dothideomycetes, Dothideales, Saccotheciaceae.
GACGAAGAAAUCAAAUCAUACGGCGAAAAGCACGCCCACCAUGGCACACUCGGCGAUCAUACUCGUGGCCACCAACUCGGUACUGACCCCGAGGUCCAGGAUGUGGUGGUUGGCGACCAGAACGAGCUUCACCGAGAGCUCAAAGGCAGACACAUGCAGAUGAUUGCUAUAUACCUCAUGAUGCAAGCUCUCGCAGAAAUGUCCGUCUUGUACCCGAUCAACGGUGCCUUCACCAUGUACAUCUGUCGUUUCGUCGACCCAUCCUUCGGUUUCGCUUGCGCCUGGGAAUAUGCCAUCAGUUGGCUGACUGUCCUUCCCUACGAGAUCUCGGCUGCUGUCAAUAUCAUUCACUACUGGCCAGGGUCUCAACAUAUCAACAGCUCUGCUUGGAUUGUCCCGUUGCUAGUCGCGCUGGUAAUCAUUCAAUUCUUCGGAGUGCGCGGUUACGCCGAGAUUCUCGCAUGUAUCGGUUUCAUGAUUCUCGGAAUCAUCAUUGAUGUCGGUGGUGUGCCAAGCGACGACAGAGGCUAUAUCGGUGGAAGAUUCUGGUUCNNGAACGCACCCUACUCGGCCUUCCUCAACGGAUUCCAUGGCUUCUGCAGCGUCUUCGUCACGGCAGCCUUUGCUUACACCGGCACUGAGCUCACUGGUCUGGCCGCUGCCGAGACUAUCAACCCCAAGAAAGAAAUCCCCAAAGCCUCGAAGCAGGUCAUCUUCCGUAUCCUGAUCUUCUAUGGCGUCAACCUUCUUCUCGUUGGUCUGAUUGUGCCAGCAAACAGCGACGCGUACAAUGGUCCAGGCUCCUCAUCUCGCCACUCACCCUUCGUGAUUGCGAUCCAGCUUGCUGGCAUCAAGGUCCUCCCAUCCAUCUUCAAUGCCGUCAUUCUCAUUGCCGUCAUGAGUGUCGCGAACUCUUGCACGUUUGGUUCCACCCGAACAAUCCAAGCUUUGGCUGCAAAUGGCAUGGCUCCCAAGUUCCUGGCUUACGUCGACAAGAAGGGUCGCCCUAUCAACGUCAUCAUCCUACAGCUUCUGUUCGGAUGCCUCGCCUUCAUCAACUUGGACAAAGAAGGCGGUGGCAACAUUUUCAACUGGCUUCUUGCACUGUCAGGUCUUUCCAUUCUGUUCAUCUACGGUGGUAUCGGUCUUGCGCACNNGAAACACAACGGUCGCUCGCUCGACGAACUCCCCUACAAAGCUGCUUUCGGUGUUUGGGGCUCGUACUUCGUCAUGCUUGUUACCGUACUCGCGCUCCUUGCCCAGUUCUACGUUGCACUUUACCCCGUCGGUGGCCCCAACCUGGACGCUACGACAUGGUUCCAGGCUUACCUUGCUGGCCCUCUGCUUGUCUUCCUCUACCUGGUCUGGAAGGUGUACAGUUGGUUCGUCAGACCAGCGGACAGACCGCUGUUCAUCAGAACAAGAGAUAUCGAUAUUUACACUGGCAUGAGAGAGCUUGAACGUGAUACUGUGGGAGAUGAUCUGUUGCCUGGUGAGAAGAGGUCUCCCAUGCAAUAUGUUAAGGGAGUCUUCAGCUCUGUCUUC